CACACACAGUGACCGCUGAUUUACCGGAUAUUGCAAAAUGUGGCUACUAUUGACGUUUGAUAUUUGACAUUUAUAGAGAAAAAUGUACUAAUGACCGUAGGAGACGUACUCCAAUACAUUAUGUGGCCACUCCGUUUUAGGGAGUGCCAUCGUCAUACCUAAACUGUUAUAUUUUAACAACUGGUUUUUAUUUCGAAAGAAAAACAACCGGAAAUACACCUUUUAGUUGAGUGACGUUUGACAACAGCCAACGUGCUAACCUAUAUUAGUCACGAACGUGUAAGACUCCUGGCAGGAGAGCAGUAUGUAUAUAAAAUGCGACGUUUUAGUGCUUCUUUUAACUGUAACGUUACAUAAAGGUCCUCUGAAGAAUAGCAAAAAGGUUAGCUAAUCGGUGCACGGCGAGCAAGCUAACAAGCUAGCAAUGUUAACGGUAUUUGGGGUUUAACGUUACUGAUGUUAAAAAGUCCGCAGCUGGCUGAGUUGGCUAGUCUGAAUGGAAGAGCUAACAGGCUAACUUAACUAUCGCCCGAAUUGGUGCGAAGUCCUUCUGGAGACAGACUUUCAGAGGACUAACGUUAACAUAAAUGAAGAGGAAUGGAAAGUAACGGGGAACAUUUAGAGCGCUGGGUCUUAAGGUUAUUUACAACUGGACACCCAUAGUAAAGGAUUAGCUUGUUUUCUACGUGGAAUGACGACAUUUUCACCGUUCAGCUGCCUCAAACACGGGCGUUGGUGAUGCUGUCGGUCACUGGCCAAAUGCUCCGGCUGUCCGAAUUGGGACAGAGCAUCAAAACUACAUUAUAAAUCAUGAAAAACUGCGAGUAUCAGCAAAUCGACCCGCAGGCACUUCCGACACCAACCCCGACCCCUCCACCUCAUCAUGGAAACGACAGUGACAAGAGAGAGGAGCCGAAGAGACCGAGGAGAAAGUGGGAAGUUUUCCCCGGAAAGAAUCGCUUCUACUGCGAUGGACGGAUCAUUGUGGCUCGACAGAAUGGGGUCUUGCCCCUCACUCUGGGCCUUAUUCUCGUCACAAGUGGAUUAUUCUUUAUAUUUGACUGCCCCUUCCUGGUCAAACACCUGACCAGCUGCAUACCUGUUAUUGGAGGAGGCCUCUUUGUAUUUGUGGUCAUCACCCUGCUCCAGACUAGCUUCACUGACCCCGGCAUCCUGCCCAGAGCAACGCCAGACGAGGCUGCAGACAUUGAAAAACAAAUUGACAACACUGGAAACGCCAGCUAUCGACCUCCACCGCGCACCAAGGAAGUCCUCAUCAACCAGCAGGUGGUGAAGCUCAAGUACUGCUUCACCUGCAAGAUGUUCCGUCCUCCGCGCACCUCCCACUGCAGCCUGUGUGACAACUGUGUGGAGCGUUUCGACCAUCACUGCCCUUGGGUGGGGAACUGUGUGGGCAAACGCAACUACCGUUUCUUCUACACCUUCAUUGUGUCGCUGUCCUUCCUGACGGCGUUCAUCUUCGGCUGUGUGACCACGCAUCUAGCACUGAGGGCGCAAGGUGGAAAAGGCCUGGUGUUUGCUUUACAAGAGAGUCCAGGCAGUGCUGUGGAGCUGGUGAUAUGUUUCUUCUCAGUCUGGUCCAUCCUGGGCCUCUCAGGCUUCCAUACAUACCUGGUUUCUUCCAACCUGACCACUAAUGAAGACAUUAAAGGCUCCUGGUCAGGCAAGAGUGGAGAAGAUGUCACCAACCCAUACACUCACAGAAACAUCUUUGUCAACUGUUGUUCUGUGCUCUGUGGACCCAUGCCACCCAGCUUGAUCGACAGACGAGGGUUCCUGCCCGCAGAUGAAUCUUCCCAGACUGCUGGCGUGGACAUCGAGCUGCCCACUCUGGCAACUAAAAGCGAGAUAAAUGUGGUAGGAGGAUCUUCCCUGCUGGCUUUUGGCUUGCAGGCAUCCCCUUCUCCUGUGCCUGCACACCCCAACUCCCACCAAAACACUUCCUCUGCCUGACAGAAGCUUUCUUGUCUGCUGUUGCCCCAACCCAGAAUCUGCUGCUUGUUGUGUAUGGGUUAAUCCCUACAUACUGUUUACACUACAGUCAGAGGUUUACAUAUCAGUACUACUUUUCUUAGUACAAACAAGACUUGUAAAAGCAUUUUGAAAGUAGGUAAACAACUUGGUGUAAGCUGGCAAAAUAUUAAUUGGUUUUAUAAUAAAUUUGAACGUUUUGGGAAAUGUGCUUAUUUGCUGAGGGUGAGAUGAGAAGAUCAAUAUCAAUCCCACGUCUGUGUGUUAAAGCUAGCCUGUAAGUUUUGUAGAACAGAGGCAAGGUGGUAAUUAUGUCGUAAUGGUAAAUGCUAUAACAUAGCGUAACAGUAGAGAGACAAGUUACGUCAGCAAACUGACUCAGUAAUGUCAGUUACACAGCAGAUUUGGCUUUGCUAACAUUAUAGCCACUAUAAGCUGUCGGUCAUACCAGACAGCUCGUAGCAGCAAAAGUGUGUUGCAUUGAGCAGGAGUGCAUUUUAUCGCUUAUGAUUUCAACGUGUUGUGUGAGAGGAAGAUUUUGGUAUUUCUUCCUUCAGAACUUAGUCUAAUUUUUUGAAGUAAGCAGUUGGAGUCUGGACAUUUUUUAGCCUAGCUUAGAAGGAAAGCUGCUAGCAUAGCUCUGGCAAAGUGGAAAAAAUUCCACCUAGAGUACCAACACCUCUAAAGCUCACAAAUGAACAGGCUUAAUUUUUUUUGUAUCUAAAGAAACCCAAUACAUCAUUUAAGUAAGACAAAUUUGGUUGGUGUACUUAAAUGUUUUCAAAGCCAGGCUUGCUGUUUCCCCUUGUUUCAAGUAUUUGUGCUAAGCUAAGCUAAUCAGCUGCUGGCAGCAUUGUUAUAUUUAGUGUACAGACACAAGAGUGGGAUCAAUCCUUUCAUCUCUGGGGUGGAGAAAAAGCAAAUGAGCCUGUUCGACAAAAGGGAAAACUAUUCUUUAAGUUUAUGAUUGAGUAACAUUUGGUUGGCCCCGGGCAGUUCACUCAUGUCUGAACAGCUCAGUCAUGUUUACCUCAUGGACAUAAACAAAUUAGGUUUACUGACAUUAUGCUUUAGAAAUAAGGAACAGGGAUAUUAUUCACUAUGUAUUUUUAUACCUUUUUUUUUUUUUUUUUUUUUUUAAAUUCACCAUCCUCAAUAUGUUGUUCCUGUGCAGUAUGUCCACUCAGGGUGUUUUUUAAAAGGGAGAAAGAGAGCAGGAGUUGUAAUAAGCGAAGACUCAGAUGCUGUUUCCAGCUCGUCGUCCUCCUCACAGGGCGGCUCUCUUGCUGUUCUCUCUGACAGCAAGGGAUCUUAACAUGGCGACUGGAGAGUUGUACAGCAACUUUUGUUUACAAGACGUGAGUGCGGUUCAGUCAGAGUUGCAGUCUGAGCCACAGUACUCUCGUAUCAAGCCUCUUUUUCUGUUUACACCAAAAUAACAAGACGGCUAUAAAACCUUUUUUUAUUUGUGUGUACAGAAUAAACAGAAAAGCAAGUGAAGUUGCACUGUUUCUAGUCUUUUUAUUAAGUUUUAUUUUAUUGUUUUAUUUUAUUGUAAAUAGUCUUUUGAAUUCAGAUUCCAUAAACUGGGGAAGCUGUGAGGAAAGCUUUUUCUGCACCAACUGUUCCUUGUUUGUCGUAACACACCAAGCCAACCAACAUCAUUUCCCAAUUCUUUCCCUUCAUGUCAUUAUUCCACGAAUGUUUUUUGUAUUUUGUCAGUACCUGAAAUGUAAUAAAACAUGCAUUUUUGUCCAUGCAAUUCA
Molecule: messenger RNA, 3758 nt
Organism: Micropterus dolomieu (smallmouth bass)
Lineage: Eukaryota; Metazoa; Chordata; Actinopteri; Centrarchiformes; Centrarchidae
Gene: zdhhc18b
Product: zinc finger DHHC-type palmitoyltransferase 18b
Exons: 8
Coding region: 811-1974 (387 amino acids)
Biological process (GO): protein targeting to membrane; peptidyl-L-cysteine S-palmitoylation
Cellular component (GO): endoplasmic reticulum; Golgi apparatus
Molecular function (GO): protein-cysteine S-palmitoyltransferase activity
Source: RefSeq, a predicted model, not a curated record